AUGGCACAGGACGGGGUGGCCGAGGCCCUGCCAAGCCCAAGGGGCGCUGGAGAUAAGCGGGUUUCGGGCCCGGCGAGCAAACACCAGCGCAGCCCAAAGCCAAACCCCUGGCGGAACAAGGAUGAUGAGGCCCCCUGCACGGUAGAGACAGCGCACGGCACAGCAACGUCACCACUCAGCCUCCCACCGCCGCCUGCAGCGUCUGCGCCGCCCUCGUCAGCUGCACCCAGAGUUAUUGACAGAGUUAUUGAUCGGACCAGAGCAGGCAGGGCCGCGGAGCAACGGGGAGCCGUAAAUCCGGACGAGAAGACGCUCGCGGACGAGGACGAGGACGAGGACGAGGACGAGCCCUGCGACGACUACAAAACAAAACACCACCCGCUGCCAGCGCUGCAGCAGUUCUGCGCCACGCCCCUCGGUCUUCUCGUUGCAAACAACGCCAUCAGCCUCUACGCCCUCUUCACCAUGGACACGGUUAUUGAAUGCAGCGGUGGCACCCCCGAGGCAGACCACCUCUGCGUGCUGGUGCAUGGUCUCUGGGGAAACCCAGCACACCUAGCCCAGGUCGCCAAGGCACUGCGUGACCAGUACCCAGUCGACAAGGUCUGGAUCAAGGUCGCCAACCGCAACAGCGGGUCCUUCACCUACGAUGGCAUCGAACUCGGCGGCGAGCGGCUGUGCCUCGAGAUCGAAGAGGAGCUGCAGCUCAUCGAGAGCAAAGGCGGCAAGAUCAAGAAGUUGAGCCUUGUUGGCUACUCGCUUGGUGGUCUGGUUGCUCGCUACGCCAUCGGUUUGCUGCACGCCAAGGGCAUCCUUGACCAGGUCGAGUGCAUGAACUUUACCGCCUUCGCCAGCCCUUUCCUAGGCGUCCGGACGCCUCUUAAGGGAUGGGCAAACCACGUCUGGAACGUCCUGGGCGCCCGCACCCUCUCCAUCUCGGGUCGCCAGCUGUUCGGCAUCGACAAGUUUCGCAACACUGGCCGACCACUGCUCUCAGUUCUGACUGACCCCAACUCCAUCUUCAUGUCGGGCCUGCGCCGAUUCAAGCGCCACACGCUCUACAGCAACAUCGUCAACGAUAGGGCCGCAGUGUACUAUACCACGGGCAUUACCAAGACGGACCCCUACGUCGACCUCGACAAGAUCCGGCCCCGCUACGUGCAGGGAUACGAGGAUGUCAUCCUGGACCCCAUAAGCCCCUUCUCGCCUCGCCCGCCCUCGAGUCAAGGCCCUGACCACCAGCCCGGGAGUCGAGCGCUCAAGUGGCUAAAGAGGGUGCCCUUCUUUGUCGCUCUCGCCAUCUUUGUCCCCAUCGGCGUGCUCGCAUUUCUGGUCAACUCUGCCAUCCAGACGGUCCGGUCGUCUAAGCGUGUAAAGGCCCACAACCGCGGGCUCACCGACGUUGACAUAUCCGUCUAUCGGGUGCUUCCGCUGUGGAUUAAAGAGAUGCGCGGUGCCGUCGAGGAUGCCUACGAGAAUCUCAACAGCUCCCAGAAUCAGGAGUUCCUGGGCAGCGCGUCUGAUGAGGACGACAGCGAGACCGAAGGCGCUCCUCCCGCCGCUGUACAAGCCAACGGUGAUAGCACCGGCACGAACGGGACAAGCGGCGCCAAUGGCGCCUCGAAGAAGAGAGAUAGUGAAAAGAGGUGCAACGGUGAUGCCGGGGCGGCAGCGGCCGCCGAAGUCACACCCGAGGAGGAGGAGGAGGCCGAGGGCGAGGCCAUCCUGGCCCUGGAGCGCAAACAGAGCCACCCGGGGCAACCCACGCUGGCGCUGGCCCCCUACCAGUUCAAGAUGAUCGAGUCGCUCGACACGCUCAAGUGGCACAAGUACCCUGUCUGGAUCCACAAGAACAACCACAGCCACGCCGCCAUCAUCGUCAGGACCGUCAAGCCCAGCUUCGACGAGGGAUAUGUUGUGCUCCGCCACUGGCUGAACGAGGAGUUUAUCAUUUAACUGUGGCGGCACCGCCAACUAAUAUCUGUUCCUAUAUCAGUGUUGGCCUUAAUCUUUUUUUUGCAUUUCUCUACAGCCUUCCCCCUUUCGUUCCUUUUCAUCUUUGCAUGUCUUUGGGUGUUGGAGUGAUACCCAGGAAUUUCGGAGCGCUGUUUUUGCAGACAGUUUCUUUUUUCGCAUUGAUAGACGCUUGACUUAGAUAAUCUACUAGAACCACCUUCACGGAAAUCUCUAGGCCCCCUUAUGGGUGCCCUGGUAGGGCUUUUGGGGCAAUGAUAGAGCAGCCAUCUGGGAGGUACCUAUUUGACUAUGGCUUUCUCGGACUUGCAUUCACCCAUCCUUGGUGCUAGCGCUGAUGCCCAC
Gaeumannomyces tritici R3-111a-1 is the source of this 2319-nucleotide messenger RNA. RefSeq lists its product as hypothetical. Lineage: Eukaryota; Fungi; Ascomycota; Sordariomycetes; Magnaporthales; Magnaporthaceae. Gene Ontology annotation, molecular function: monoacylglycerol lipase activity. The coding region runs from base 1 to 1956 and encodes 651 amino acids. The record is from RefSeq and is a predicted model, not a curated record. The transcript has 3 exons.